Scophthalmus maximus (turbot) is the source of this 3480-nucleotide messenger RNA. It is a transcript of the gene acads, whose product is annotated as acyl-CoA dehydrogenase short chain. Lineage: Eukaryota; Metazoa; Chordata; Actinopteri; Pleuronectiformes; Scophthalmidae. The transcript has 10 exons. The coding region runs from base 30 to 1328 and encodes 432 amino acids. Gene Ontology annotation, biological process: butyrate catabolic process; fatty acid beta-oxidation using acyl-CoA dehydrogenase. Gene Ontology annotation, molecular function: flavin adenine dinucleotide binding. The record is from RefSeq and is a predicted model, not a curated record. Gene Ontology annotation, cellular component: mitochondrion.
GACGUUUAGAUUGUUCCGACAGCACGUGAAUGCAACAGCGUGCUUUUCAUAACACCGCGGUUGUGGCGGAGGAGUGUUGUCCGACACGUCGAAAGGAAAGGAGAGGAGCCAUGGCUGCACUUUUCAAGGCGAGGAAAGCUCUCGGCUUGUGCCUCAGCGGUUGCCGAGGUCUGUCUCAGUUAGCGGAGUUACCGGAGACUCAUCAGAUGCUGAGACAGACCUGCAGGGACUAUUCCGACAGAGAACUGAUCCCCAUCGCUGCCAAACUGGACAGAGAGCACACUUACCCUGCCAAACAGAUUACAGAGUUGGGGGCGAUGGGGGUGAUGGCCAUGGAGGUGCCAGAGGAGCUGGGUGGUGCUGGGAUGGACUACCUGGCGUACAGCCUGGCCGUGGAGGAGAUCAGCCGAGGCUGUGCCAGCACCGGCGUCGUGGUCUCUGUUAACAACUCGCUCUACAUCGGACCAAUAUUGAAGUUUGGCACGGAAGAACAGAAACAGCAGUGGAUCCCACCGUUCACGGCUGGAGAGAAGGUGGGCUGUUUCGCCCUCAGUGAGCCAGGUAACGGCAGCGACGCGGGUGCUGCCUCCACGGUGGCUCGUCAGGAGGGAGACGAGUGGGUGCUGAACGGAACCAAAGCCUGGAUCACCAACAGCUGGGACGCCUCGGCCACCGUCGUGUUCGCCACCACAGACAAGAAACUCAAACACAAGGGUAUCAGUGCGUUCCUGAUCCCCAUGCCCCACCCGGGGCUUUCCCUCGGGAAGAAGGAAGAUAAGUUGGGCAUCAGAGCCUCAUCCACUGCGAACAUCAUCCUGGAGGACUGCAGGAUCCCACUGGGCAACAUGCUGGGUCCUCGUGGCGCUGGAUUCAAGAUCGCCAUGCAAACGCUGGACAGCGGACGGAUCGGCAUCGCAGCCCAGGCUCUCGGUAUCGCUCAGGCUUCUCUGGACUGCGCCGCGGACUACGCGCACAAGCGCACGGCAUUCGGAUCUCCCAUCGGCAAGCUGCAGGCCAUACAGUUCAAACUGGCUGACAUGGCUGUGGCAGUGGAGAGUGCUCGCCUGCUCACCUGGAAGGCUGCACUUCUUCGGGAUUCAAAGAAACCCUUUACCAAGGAAGCAGCCAUGGCCAAACUAUCAGCGUCCGAAGCGGCCACGUUCUGCUCACAUCAGGCCAUCCAGGUUCUGGGUGGGAUGGGUUACGUGGCGGACAUGCCCGCCGAGAGGCACUACCGCGACGCUCGCAUCACCGAGAUCUACGAGGGCACCAGUGAGAUCCAGAGACUGGUCAUCGCAGGCCAGGUGCUGAAGGAAUACCAGUCAUAGACAAACUUCUGACGGCGGUAAAUCUCAGGUCUGGAAUCGGAUGAGAAGACCUAGACACGUGACCUCAUUCAUAAACAUUAGGAAGCCAGUGUGAUAUGUGAGAAUAGGUGCAACUUUUAUACUUCAUCAGUGUUCCAUCAGAGACGGACGACACAACAGAAUGUCAUAGGAGUUUGAGACGUGUCCGUUACCUCCGUUGUCUCAUGUUCAAGGGAAUUCAGGAAUACAUUUGAUAUGGCAAUCUGGAAGAUUUCAGACCGGGUGGAUUCGGUGACACCUGCAAGGUAACAGCAGUUUUGUGCUACAGCUCACAGAAUUCUGGAGGCACGGAAAUUCUAUUCUAUUCUAAUUCUAUAACUAUUUACAUUUCUGGCUGAGGAGUUGGGAGGUUGUGCGGCUCUUCAUCUAAUGCCUUGUUGACAUGAACUGUUGAAUGUGAAAAAGGCAGACAGGAAUGAUUAUCACAUCAGGGAGGAUCUCAAAGAUAAAUGCCAACGGCGACAACACGUCACGCGAAUAUUUGGCUCAAGUGGAAAUAUUUCCGCUCGAACGAGUGCCAUUCGCAUAGAAUGUCAGAAAAUGAACAAAAACACCAGUGUCUUUUUUUUGCAGACACACUGUUAACGCCGAGCGCUGAGCUCACUGACAAACUCGUUGUAUUGCUUGUGUCAACUCGUGUUUUGCCAGAUAAACACUUCUAGUGUAAGGCCACGGCAGUGAGAAGGUUCAGUUCCAUUAGCAGCAUAGAAAGGAAUGUCUCCACAGACACUCAGUUCAUCAUAGGGUAAAAUAUAUAAAUACCACAAUGUUUUCAUCACAGACUCAGUGACCAUUGUGUCGUGUCAUUUGACAUUUAUUUAAAUGAAAAUCUUCCAUGUUGCCACUUUAAAAAUGCUCUACGCGCAAUGCGUUGCCUCCGCUGCCUUAAAGGGGAUAUCAGUGCUUUUUCCUAGUUAAAGGUUCAGUUCACCCAAAUGUUCUGUUUUCUCAUGGAGCCAUACACACAGUUUUAUGUGCCUUCAUACGUCAUGUACCUCUGACACUGCUACUGCAACUCCAGUUAAAUGAUUUCAAAUCAUGUCAACAUGCGUCACGUUACUCCGGCAGGUUCUCUCCUGGAGGUUCUCUCCUGGAUUGUUUCUGGAGUAACAAAGGAACUGACUGACUGAGGGAGGCAGCUAACACAUGGUUCUAACGCGGUUUGUCGUGAAGUACAACCAACAGCUGGAAUCGAAUAACAGAUACAUAUUUUCAGAACCUGCCCAGUUGUUCCUGUUCCAGUUCCUCUAACGUUUCAUGUGCAGUGCUCCAAUGGCAGGAAUUAUUAUUAGCUAAUCACCAACUAUAACCCCAACUGUACUGUAGUUAUAGAUAUACACUAUCAUAGAUAUGGAGAAUGAAAAAGAAUUCAUGACGUUAUCCAGAGUCAAAGAAUUGUCCAUUAUCUAUUUCCUUGUCGGGCAUUACGGCCGCUCGUUCCAGGGCUUCCAACGUCAUCACACGGUCUCCCAUCAGUGUUUGGACCUGGCUGGGGAAAGAUCGAGGAGACCGCCCUCGAGACCACCUUUGAUUAGAGACGUGGUUAUGAUGUCCGCUCGUAUGUGAUCUACUGUCCACACUCGAGUUCGCUCCAGUCACUGAUGGAGACCACGACGUGUUCUUUUACUUUGUACCCGUGGCAACCUUUCUUCGGUAUCACAGUAAUAUAGUGAUGGUUGUCUCUGCGUACGCUGCAAACAGAAAUCUGCAGUGUUUUUUUUAUUAUCCACACCAGGCUUUUCAUCUCCACACUCCCACUGUACAUGAGUCAGAUGUACUGUUGUCGUCUCUGUUGUGCUGCUUCCCAUGAAUAGGUUUAACCACCAGAGGGCGACGCCGUGUCUCCAUGUCCCUUGCCCUAUUUUCAUCCAUCACUGAAAAAACAAUGAAAUUUAUUAUCCACAGUUCCGGACGGCUUUCUUUUUCACAGCAGUUUUUCUGAUUUACUCUGGUGGAUGGAAGUUAGAGCUCCUGUGAACUUUGUCUGCCAACGAUGGUUAAAGCGGUGAAUCAUCUGUGAAUCACGUCUGCUGAUUCCACAGAUCACAUCUGUGUACAUAUCUUAUUGUAAUUUAUUAUGUGAAAAUGGUAAUAAAAACACAAUUGCAACGCA